Messenger RNA from Pseudomassariella vexata, 1044 nucleotides. RefSeq lists its product as uncharacterized. The record is from RefSeq and is a predicted model, not a curated record. Gene Ontology annotation, biological process: regulation of DNA-templated transcription. Gene Ontology annotation, molecular function: DNA-binding transcription factor activity. NCBI's taxonomy places the organism in Eukaryota, Fungi, Ascomycota, Sordariomycetes, Amphisphaeriales, Pseudomassariaceae. The transcript has 2 exons. The coding region runs from base 1 to 1044 and encodes 347 amino acids.
AUGCAGGAUAUGAACACCCUCGAAGAGGCGCUCAACGCAAAGUACUUUGGGGUGAGUAAACCGUACGACAAGGCUGAAUUCGACAAGUGGUUUUCCGACUAUGUUGUAGCCGAAUUACACACUGCAGUGCAGGAGAAACUCGCUAUGUUCAGCCUCGAGGGACACUUUGAAUGGGACGAGAUUUACCCGUUCCUGGGAAGGCCGGUCAGGAUCCCAGAAUCGCGCGAUGAGAACCGGCUGAGCCAGCAGCGAUCUCGCGAACGCCGAAAGCAGUACGUCGCCGAUUUGGAAAAGCGUGUGAGCGAGUAUGAACGUCUGGGUGUCCAGGCGACUCUUGAGAUGCAGCGUGCUGCGCGUGCUGUCCAUAUCAAGAAUGGAAAACUUCUCGCCUUGCUUGCCCUCCAUGGUGUGAAGCAGGACGAGAUCGACGCUUUCCUGGCCGCACCUGGAACUGUUGAUCCCACGGAAGCUCCGAACUGCAAUGAGCCACGCAUGGACGAUACUUCGGGGAAUUUGAUUAGCAUGAUGGACAAUGAAUCGUCUUUAUCUGGGUGUCGAUCGAGUCUAGUGCUGGCGGUCGAAGCUUCAGGUGCAGCAGAAGCUGGGCCAAGUCGAAUUCCUCUGCCGCUGAUACGUGAGACAGAACCACGGCGAUGUUCCAUGUCGUGUGUCAAGAAGUCACAAGAUGAUGGACCCCCUGGAUAUUCUUGUGUCAUGACUGAUGGCAGGAGCCCACCCGUGUGUAACGAUGAGAGCGACGAGUUGAGAGGGCAAGCGACUUGUUGCGACGAGAGUGGCGAGUCGAGUGGACAAGUGAAUUGUUGCGACGAGAGCGGCGAGUUGAGAGGACAAGUGACCUGCUGUAACGAGAGUGGUGAGUUGAGAGGACAAGUGACUUCUUGCGACGAGGCUGCAAUAAUCAUUGCCAAUCUCCGUGGGAAUGACAAUGUGACAGAAGCUCGUGCAUUGUUGGGAUGCGGCAGCGCGACCGUCUGCUCAGUCAAGAACACCCGACUGUUUCAGCUCAUGGACGAGACCCCUUGA